AUGCUCCUUCAUGAUUCACGCAAUGAAGACGGUAUCAAGAGCUUCUUUCAGGAGGUGCAUGAGCUUUACAUAAAGAUUCUUCAGAACCCCUUGUACCUUCCCGGUUCUCGGAUUACAUCGUCACAUUUCGACACCAAAGUACGUGCACUUGCAAGAAAGUACCUGUAG
This is a messenger RNA of Arabis nemorensis, 168 nucleotides long. The record is from the annotation of a GenBank genome assembly. NCBI's taxonomy places the organism in Eukaryota, Viridiplantae, Streptophyta, Magnoliopsida, Brassicales, Brassicaceae.